ACCCCUUGGUUUAACUGCCGUUGGGUAGAUAUGAUGUCUGUCAAUAGCCCUGAACUGCCUGACUUGACGUUCAAUAAACCCUUGCUCUAGUCGAGGAUAUUAACGUUUAUUUCAUAGCUACACUCGUUUAUCAUUUCUCAACAAUAGGCAAUGGGAAGUUAGCAGGAAAAUUUGAAGUUCCGGGACCUGACGUUUAUUUAUCGAGUGAAACAGAUGUUGUUUUCUGUGGAAAUGGGCUCGACAAACUCCACCCUGUCAAAAAUUCCAAACGUCGAAGAAUUAAUGCAAGAAACGGGUUGUAAGUUCUCCGAUGGCCACCCCUGCACACAUUGUUCGACUUUAUGACCGUUUCGAAGCAUUGGACAAGGAGAAGACCGGCCUUCUCCGCCCACAGGACUUUGGAGCCAUUAAUGGGUUGGCGAUGAACCCCAUUGGGGAUCGGAUCAUUGGGUCUUUCUUCUCUCCAGGACAGGAAACGGUGGACUUCCACUCCUUUGUGAGGAUCCUGGCCCACUUCCGGCCUGAGGACAAAAAACGUCCCAAAGAUCCCAGUAUGCCUGAACCUGUCAACAGUAGGACCAGUAAAAUCAAGUUUGCUUUCCAACUAUAUGACCAGGACAAGGAUGGCAAAAUCUCCAGAGCAGAGCUUCUACAGGUGCUGCGGUCCAUGCUGGGGAUGCAGGUGACGGAGGAGCAGCUAGAGAGCAUUGCCGACCGCACCAUCCAGGAGGCUGAUCUGGACAAGGAUGAUGCCAUCUCCUUUGAGGAGUUCCGCAAGUCCCUGGAGAAGGUAAACAUCGACCACAAGAUGAGCAUUCGCUUCCUGCGCUAGCUAGAGUGGUUGCAUUGGGUCAACUGACCGUUCACAGAGAUGUAGCCCACUUUGUGUCUACUCAUCCCUCCAUGGUAAAAACAAGGCAUCUGCAGGGAAAUAUUACUAUAUUACUGAUUCUUUUAUCUGGAUGACUAACACUAAAUACCUUAAAUGACUGACUAAUAUGCUGUAUCUUAAUAUGUUUACUGUAUACUGGAGCAUGGGGAUCAUGUUCCAAAGUAUAACUGCACUAUAGGCCUAAUGUAUAAUUACAUAGUAACUGCUUUUAUAUAAUACAGUAAAAUAUAAUUUAAUAAUUUGUUGUUGUUGCAGAACCCACAUUUUAAAUUGUGUUCAUUUUUACAAGGGCAAACAUAAGCUAUUAUGAAGGGAAACUGAUACUUGAAGGUCACUCUUCCUUGUAAGACUUGACUGUAAUACGUCUCUAGAUGUAGCAGUCGUUGUCCAAUUACACUGAACAUUAGAACUAUACAUAUGUCUAUGAAAGUGAUACAAUAUUUCUACAAAUAAAUAUUUUGGUAAAUGA
Molecule: messenger RNA, 1361 nt
Organism: Salvelinus fontinalis (brook trout)
Lineage: Eukaryota; Metazoa; Chordata; Actinopteri; Salmoniformes; Salmonidae
Product: calcineurin B homologous protein 2-like
Exons: 7
Coding region: 311-832 (173 amino acids)
Molecular function (GO): calcium ion binding
Source: RefSeq, a predicted model, not a curated record